Maudiozyma saulgeensis is the source of this 432-nucleotide messenger RNA. NCBI's taxonomy places the organism in Eukaryota, Fungi, Ascomycota, Saccharomycetes, Saccharomycetales, Saccharomycetaceae. The record is from the annotation of a GenBank genome assembly.
AUGUCUGCCGAAGCCCCAGCUAAGAAGAACAGAAUUUUUAAGACCCACUCUUACAGAGGUGUCGACCUAGAUGAACUACUAGGCAUGUCUACUGAAGACUUCAUCAAGCUAACUCCAGCUAGAGUUAGAAGAAGAUUUGCUCGUGGUCUAUCUGCUAAGCCAGCCGGUUUCUUGAAGAAAUUGAGAGCCGCUAAAUUGGCUUGUCCAGAAAACGAAAAGCCAGCUGCUGUUAGAACUCAUCUAAGAAACAUGAUCAUCGUUCCAGAAAUGAUCGGUUCCAACGUUGCUAUCUAUAACGGUAAGGCUUUCAACCAAGUUGAAAUUAGACCAGAAAUGUUAGGUCACUACCUAGGUGAAUUCUCCAUCACUUACACCCCAGUUAGACACGGUAGAGCUGGUGCCACCACCUCCCGUUUCGUUCCAUUGAAAUAA